Eucalyptus grandis is the source of this 697-nucleotide messenger RNA. Its product is annotated as H/ACA ribonucleoprotein complex subunit 3-like protein. Gene Ontology annotation, molecular function: telomerase RNA binding; box H/ACA snoRNA binding. The transcript is spliced from 4 exons. Bases 166 to 360 code for a protein of 64 amino acids. The record is from RefSeq and is a predicted model, not a curated record. Lineage: Eukaryota; Viridiplantae; Streptophyta; Magnoliopsida; Myrtales; Myrtaceae. Gene Ontology annotation, biological process: ribosome biogenesis; positive regulation of telomerase RNA localization to Cajal body; rRNA pseudouridine synthesis. Gene Ontology annotation, cellular component: box H/ACA telomerase RNP complex; box H/ACA snoRNP complex.
AAAAUCUGCCUUGAACCAUAUUCUCAAAGCCCUUCGGAGCCCUAGUUUGCCCUGCUCUCUCGUCGCUAUUAAAGAAGCUUGCGGGGAAGCUGAAGUUGCCGCCGACCCGUUUCUGCUCUCUCUCUCUCUCUCUUCAGUUCUUGCCUUGUGUUUUGCCGAGCCGCGAUGUAUCUUCAGUUCUACAUUAACGAUAAUGGUGACAAAGUGUACACCACAAAGAAAGAAUCACCCCUGGGUCUCGCUACACAAUCUGCACAUCCGGCUCGCUUCUCACCUGAUGACAAAUACUCAAGGCAGAGAGUUCUUUUAAAGAAGCGAUUUGGAUUACUGCCAACCCAACAACCGCCUCAGAAAUACUAAAUGUGGGAUAUCACAUAGGUGUUCUUUUCUAGCAAAACUAAGAUCCUUGGCCCAUGUAAUAGAUUUGGUUUAAGGGUCGAAACUUUGUAGUACUGUGUGUGUCGGCACGUGCAGCCCUGUUACACAUUCCUUCGCUUGAUUACUUCACAAAAUUCAAGUCUAUCGGAUAUCCAUUUAAUGCAGUGCUUUAAAUAGGACACACAGAGAUCUGGGUGAGUAUGUUCUGAACUGAACAGUUGUUCUGCACAAGCUUCAUUGUGUUACCGCAGUCUCGUCUUUGUCCUUCAUGUCUUUCUGCCCUUCCCAUUUUCAAGAUCGUAUUAUGUGACAUCCUCGC